CUGGCUGAGGAGACCCUGCAGGACUGUUUUGAUUGUACAGACUGGGACGCUCUCUGUCUGCCCCACGGAGAUGACAUCAACAGCAUGACUGACUACAUCACAGAUUACAUAAAGUUCUGCGAAGACACUAUCAUGCCCUCAAAAACUGUUAGCUGUUACCCCAACAACAAGCCGUGGAUUACAAGUGACCUAAAGGCCCUGCUGAACGAGAAAAAGAGGGCCUACAGGUAUGGAGACCGAGAGUGGCUGAAGAGGGUCCAGCACCAGCUGAGAGACAGGCUGAGAGAAUGUAAGAACACCUACAAGGGAAAGUUGGAGGCAAAACUCCAACAAAACAACAUGAGAGAGGUGUGGUCUGGUAUGAAGACGAUCACAGGAUGUGGGGGGAGAAGAAGACUGUGUGAGGGAGAAAAAGAAAGAGCUAACGACCUGAACAUCUUCUUCAAUAGGUUUAGCUUCCCAUCUGCCCAGGUCAAUACCACCCCUCCUCCAGCAUCGUCAAAAACCACUACACCUUAUUCUACUCCCACCCCCUCUCAACCCCCUCUUUCCUCAUCAACACUGGAUCAGAGUGAAGCCAAGCCCCACCUUGCACCUACCCUGCCCCCCUCAGUGACUGUGACGACCUGCCAGGUAAGGAGACAGCUGGAAAGGAUUAACCAACGCAAGGCUCCUGGCCCAGACGGUAUCAGCCCCAGGAUCCUGAGGAUGUGUGCCGCCCAGCUAUCCUCUGUUUUCCAGCGCCUCUUCAACCUGAGCCUUAGUCUGGAGAGGGUUCCAGUCCUCUGGAAAACUGCAUGUCUGGUUCCUGUCCCCAAGAAGACAGUUCCAUCUGGCCCAAAUGAUUACCGUCCUGUUGCCAUCACGUCUCACGCAGCCAAGGUGCUGGAGAGGAUUCUGCUGGCCCACCUGGGACCGCUGGUGAAACCAUCUCUGGACCCCCUCCAGUUUGCUUACCAGCCACGCCUGGGGGUGGAUGACGCUGUCAUUUAUCUGCUGCAGCUCACUCACUCACCUGGAUGGUGGAGGAGACACUGUGAGGAUCACAUUCUUUGAUUUCUCCAGUGCCUUCAACACCAUCCAGUCCUGCAUACUGAGUGAGAAGCUGCGGCGGAUGGGUGUCAGCGGGUCCUUGGUCUCCUGGAUCACCGACUACUUGUCAGACAGGCCACAGUUUGUCUGGCUAGGAAGUGUCAUGUCCGAUGUGGUGGUCAGUAGUGUUGGAGCCCCACAAGGCACCGUUCUCUCACCCUUCCUGUUCACUUUGUACACCAGUGACUUCCAGUAUAACUCAGAGACAUGUCAUCUUCAGAGGUUCUCUGA
Oryzias melastigma (Indian medaka) is the source of this 1323-nucleotide messenger RNA. RefSeq lists its product as uncharacterized. The record is from RefSeq and is a predicted model, not a curated record. Lineage: Eukaryota; Metazoa; Chordata; Actinopteri; Beloniformes; Adrianichthyidae.